This is a messenger RNA of Rhododendron vialii, 1055 nucleotides long. RefSeq lists its product as uncharacterized. The record is from RefSeq and is a predicted model, not a curated record. The transcript has 2 exons. Gene Ontology annotation, biological process: lipid metabolic process. Bases 173 to 973 code for a protein of 266 amino acids. NCBI's taxonomy places the organism in Eukaryota, Viridiplantae, Streptophyta, Magnoliopsida, Ericales, Ericaceae. Gene Ontology annotation, molecular function: oxidoreductase activity, acting on the CH-CH group of donors.
UUUGUCUGCUUCCCAUGAAUAAAAUCCUCCCAUAAUUUUAAUUUUGUGUGAAUCUUACAUGGUAUAGUGUAUUUUUUUUUGAACGAAGAUACUACUGCUAUUCCGUUAGAGAGAGAGAGAGAGAGAGAGAGAGAGAGAGAGAGAGAGAGAGAGAGAGAGAGAGAGAGAGAGAAUGGCGACUACCAUGUUUCCGCAACUGAUUAUGUACCCACCACCACCAGCUACUUCCUACACCACGGCCAUGGCGUUGGUCACCGUCGUAUCAAUGGCGAGUGCUGGGAUUUCAGGAAUAAGGGGGAAACAGUUGCAGUACUCUAAAUUCUGGAACGUUGAUGCUAAGAAAUCUACUCCCAAGUUGCCUGGAAAAACGGGCAUGCUACUGGCGUAUACGCCGGCGUUUCUCUUCGGCCUCGCCUCGUUCGGAAUGUUUCCGAACGAGGGGCUCCGAUUUGUGUUGCUAAAAUUAGCUCUUACUAUCCACUUCUUCAAACGGCUAUGCGAGGUGCUAUUCGUCCACAAAUACAGCGGCCCAAUGUUUCUCGACAUCGCAAUUACCAUCUCUCUCACCUAUUUCAUCCAAACAGCAAACAUGAUAUACGCCCAACACCUCACCCGAGGGCUCCAGGAGCCCCCGGUCGACCUGAAAUUUGUUGGGAUUCUGAUAUUUCUUGUGGGACUAAGUGGUAAUUUCUACCACCAUUACCUCCUCUCCAAACUCAGGGGUGAGGGUGAAAAAGGGUACAAGAUUCCAAGGGGGGGUUUAUUUAGUCUAGUGAUAUGCCCACACUAUCUUUUUGAGAUCUUAGGGUUCGUAGGGGUCUCCUGCAUUGCUCAGACAUUGUAUGCAUUCUCCUUCACUCUUGGCUCAGCUAUGCUCUUGAUGGGAAGGAGUUAUGGCACUAGGAAAUGGUACCUUUCAAAAUUUGAAGACUUUCCGAAGGAUGUCAAGGCUUUCAUUCCAUUUGUAUUCUAAUGGUUGGAAUUUAGAUGGGAGUGGCGUAAUUGUAGAACUGAACUUGGUUAAUAAGAUCUAGAGGCCCACUCCGGAUUUCACA